CGUCAGCUCGCUACUCUUAGCAAUUUGUAUCUGGCAACCCUGGGGCAAAUACAAAUGGCGAAUAGUUUGUAUUGUUGCAGCUGAAGCAUUCAGGCCCCUUUUGUUGUGUUGUUUGAUGGUCUGUAGCGGAAAGUAGCCGUGUGUGAGUGUUAUAGUAACUGUGUGGACGACGAGGGAGAAGGGUGGCCGUGUGGCAGAGGUGAGGGUGUGGCUGGAGGUUAGUGUGUGGCUGGAGCAGCGCCUGGAGGAUAGUGUGGCUGGAGCAGCACCUGGAGGAUAGUGUGGCUGGAGCAGCGCCUGGAGGAUAGUGUGGCUGGAGCAGCACCUGGAGGAUAGUGUGGCUGGAGCAGCAUCUGGAGGAUAGUGUGGCUGGAGCAGCGCCUGGAGGAUAGUGUGGCUGGAGCAGCACCUGGAGGAUAGUGUGGCUGGAGCAGCGCCUGGAGGAUAGUGUGGCUGGAGCAGCACCUGGAGGAUAGUGUGGCUGGAACAGCGCCUGGAGGAUAGUGUGGCUGGAGCAGCACCUGGAGGAUAGUGUGGCUGGAGCAGCAUCUGGAGGAUAGUGUGGCUGGAGCAGCGCCUGGAGGAUAGUGUGGCUGGAGCAGCGCCUGGAGGAUAGUGUGGCUGGAGCAGCGCCUGGAGGAUAGUGUGGCUGGAGCAGCGCCUGGAGGAUAGUGUGGCUGGAGCAGCGCCUGGAGGAUAGUGUGGCUGGAGCAGCACCUGGAGGAUAGUGUGGCAAGAGCAGCAUCUGGAGGAUAGUGUGGCUGGAGCAGCACCUGGAGGCCCCACACCAUGCCUAAGGUCCGCCGGAGCAGGAAGCCGCCCCCGGAGGGCUGGGAGCUGAUCGAGCCCACUCUGGAGGAGCUGGACCAGAAGAUGCGGGAGGCGGAGACUGAGUCACAUGAGGGAAAGCGAAAAGUGGAAUCUUUAUGGCCAAUAUUUCGCAUUCAUCACCAACGCUCCCGUUACAUCUAUGAUCUUUUUUAUAGAAGAAAAGCUAUCAGUCGGGAAUUAUAUGAUUAUUGCCUUAAAGAGAAAAUUGCUGAUCAGAACCUCAUUGCGAAGUGGCGCAAGCAGGGUUACGAGAACCUGUGCUGCCUUCGCUGCAUCCAGGCCCGAGACACAAAUUUUGGCACCAAUUGCGUGUGCAGAGUUCCAAAAAGCAAACUUGAAGAGGGUAAGAUUGUGGAGUGUGUGCACUGUGGGUGUCGUGGCUGCUCUGGAUAACCACAUACGUGUUAUAAGGUUAAUUAAAACCAGUAUUAAAUCUCCACCAUUUUUCUGUAAUAUCCUCAAAUAUUUUUUUAAAUUCCUUGUUUUGAAUUUAAUUUAUUCUUUAACAUUGGUGGAAAAACAAUAUUGUUAAGUUUUUACAUUGUACAGUUUUGGCCUAGGUUCAUGUCCUUACUAGGGAGGAUGCCAGGAGGUCAUAUUCCUAGGAAACAAAAGGUGGGGGUGGGGGGGGGUGGGGCAAGGCUUACCAUGAGCUAUAGUAUGGGAAAGCUCUUGGUUUGCUAUCAGCAGUUUUGUUCCUGUACAGGUGGUUUCUGUCCCCACUUGUGUAACCAAAAAAAAAAAAGUGGGUCAUAGAACUUCAUAUUCAAACUUUGGCAAAAAGUUUAGGAAUUUUCCUUGUAGUGUACUUUAGAUUCUUUGAAAUAUGUAUUAUUGGCAAUGGAAUUAUAAUGAAUCUAGCCUAUUGUUUUUUCUUUAAAGCAUAAUGGAAACUUGGUGAUAUAGUUGUCAGUGGCAUUGUAUUAAACUAUUUUUAGCACUUACUAAA
Procambarus clarkii (red swamp crayfish) is the source of this 1780-nucleotide messenger RNA. It is a transcript of the gene l(1)10Bb, whose product is annotated as BUD31-like protein. The record is from RefSeq and is a predicted model, not a curated record. Gene Ontology annotation, biological process: mRNA splicing, via spliceosome. NCBI's taxonomy places the organism in Eukaryota, Metazoa, Arthropoda, Malacostraca, Decapoda, Cambaridae. Gene Ontology annotation, cellular component: spliceosomal complex; nucleus.